AUAGCGUCACCCUUAGUGGGAACUAACACCGAGUAACGAGUUUGGCUGCCAUGUUUGUUCCGCGAUCUGUAACUAGAAGGGUAGAUUACCACCUUUCACAUAAGUCAAACCCCAUCUCCACUGAAAAUUCAAACUUAAGAAAAAUAGAGAUAAUUGAUGAACGGAAAUCGGUUACGAACCCAAGUCCAAUACCCGUGAAAAGUGAUGAUUCAGGAGCCUUUACAGACCCUUUCGCGUUCUACCUAAAAGAAACUUUCGCCGAAGAUAUUAGCAAAGAUGAUAUGGACAAAGGAGAAGGUGAAAAAGAAGAAAAAGUGAUUUCGUAUAGUAAAAAUCAGAGGUGGCCAACACUUGGAGAACCGGUGUGCGUGAUUUGUGGGCGAUAUGGAGCCUACAUUGUGGACCAAACAGACGGAGACGUCUGCAGUUUGGAAUGCAAAGCAAGACACUUAAAUUGCACAUCGGCAAAGAAAGAUGAAGAGUUGUUGGACAGCACGGCUGAAAGCGGAGGAGCAUUGAGAAUGAAAGCUUUCUCAAACAAGUUACAACUUCAAUACAACGAAAAUCCGGUCAUAGCAAAGUUAUCAGUGAGCAAGGUUGAUGAUAUUCGAGAGGCUCUAAACAUUAGGGUGAGGGGGAAUAAUGUAAGCAAACCUAUUCUAGAAUUUAAGCAUUGCCAACUGACUGAAACUCUAGGAAGUAACUUGGUUCGCUGUGGAUACGCUACUCCAACUCCAGUUCAAAUGCAAGUUAUCCCGGUGAGCCUUUGUUCCCGAGACUUAUUGGUCUGUGCACACACUGGUUCAGGAAAGACAGCAGCAUUUUUAGUACCAAUUAUUCAGAGGAUAUACGCAGAAGUUGAGUUUUUGUUCAAUGCAAAAAGAUUGUCGAACAAUCCUUUUGGUGUGAUAAUGUCUCCAACAAGAGAGCUUUGUACGCAAAUAGAGAAGCAAGCAAAGGAACUGAUGCAGGGCCUACCAAACAUGAAAACAGCAUUACUGGUUGGUGGAAUGCCAAUUCCUCCACAGCUUCAUCGUCUUUCUUCAGGUGUACAGAUUAUUGUGGCUACCCCAGGAAGGAUGAGGGAAAUAGUUAACACAGAGUCUAGUGUUGAUCUUUCUUCUGUCAAGGUUUUUGUCCUGGAUGAGGUGGACAUUAUGUUGCAAAUGGGAUUUGAGCAACAGGUUCAAGAAGUAAUUGACAAAUUGCCAGCAGAGAAGCAAACGUUAAUGUUCUCAGCAACAGUUUCAACUUCUAUUGAAAUUGUAGCUGACAAGCUGCUUGUCAAUCCAGUGUAUGUCUCUGUUGGUUCACCUAGUGAACCAAAUGCUUCCGUGAAACAGAUUGUGCUGUGGGUAGAGGAACAAUUGAAGAAAAAACACCUGUUUUCUCUUCUUCAAGACCCCAAGCACUUCAUGCCUCCUGUUGUCGUAUUUGUGAAUUCUAAGAUUGGAGCUGAUCUGCUUGCAGAGGCAAUACAGAAGAUUUGCAAUAUUUGCUGCUUGUCAAUACAUGGAGACAAGUCACAGAAAGAAAGGAGUAAGAGAUUAGAGUUGUUUCUUGGUGGUGAAUGUCCUGUUCUUGUAUGCACUUCCCUGCUGGGAAGGGGAAUGGAUCUUCCCAAAGUUAGACAGGUGAUUAACUUUGACAUGCCAUCCUCUAUUGAGGAAUAUGUUCAUCAAGUAGGACGAGCAAGCAGGUUAGGAUCCACUGGCUGGGCAUUAACGUUUGUCAACAAUACAAAUAAACUUGUUUUUUUGGACUUAGUGGAGACUUUACGGCCAUUAGGGGUUAAUUUCCCUGAUGAGCUCCUUAAUUCACCUUACUUUCAUCAACAAAAACAGCGUGACAAAGUAUUUUCUAGAAAACGAAAACAUAAGCAUACUGUAGUAACACAACAAAGUCUCAUGGAAUUGAUUAGCGAUCAUUCAAAAAGAAGAAAGAAGGUCCCUUAAUCCUUAGUGCAAGCGGUUGGAAGAAUCUUUUUCCUGUAAGAUUGAGAUGGAUGUGUGUAAUUUUACCUCGUAAGUAAUAAACCUACCUACUCUUAUCUCAGAAAAAUAAGUUUAGUUACUUGUCUUCCACAUUUGUAGCCGAAAAAUGUUGGUGCGUUCUUCCUUUAAACUUCGAAAAUGUCAGCCUCUGUCCUGAAUAGUGUUAGCGGUCUGUGACGGAAUGAUCGACCAAUCAUAGCGCGUGUAGCUCUAUAAUCACUUGUGCAAUUGUGCCUACUUCAUAUAAUCACCUUGAGUUGGCUAAAACCCUCUAUAGAUCUCAACACUAAGUUGAGAUUGGAGGCUAAAUCAGACUUUGAUAAAGAUUGCUUCAAAAUGAAGAACAACUCAGUAUUUAGGAAGACGAUGUAAAACAUAUGUAUAGUAGUAGAUGAUGUAAGGCUGGUAAACAAUCGGAAGAAAGCUGAGAAGCUUACAAGCAAGGUUCGAUGAAAAUCUGAUUGAAGUAUACAUGAAAAAGACUAAAGGUUUCUUCAACAAGCCAGAAUGUCUUGGAAUCUGCAUUCUAGACCUGAGAAAAACGUUUAUGUUUGAUUUACAUUACAAUUAUAUGAAAGACAAGUAUGGAGAUAGAACAGAACUACUCUUCAUAGAUACGGACUUGUUAAUGUACUGAUAAAAACAGAAUGCUUUUACGCUGACAUAGCUAGUGAUGCAGAGUCAAAUUUUGAUACCUCUAACUUUUUAAAAGACGAUAGAACAUACUUUACAGAAAACAAGAAAGUAAUCGUUGUGAUGUAAGAUGAAACAGGUGGAAAGCAAAUAGUCGAGGUCGUUGGUUUAAGAGCCAAGCUUUACAACUACAGAACUGAUGAGUAUGAAGAUAAGAAAUGUACUGUAAUGGAAUAAUCGUACGGCCAAAGUUCUGUUUAAUAUCGUGACAAAGCAAUUUUCACGAUGGAUUUUGAUAUUUCCACUUGUAAUUCUUACAUUGUGGCUCUCCAUCUCCUCUGUAACUUCACCCGUGAAUUCUCGUUCGGGAUUUACGCACAGAACGUUCAGUCAGCGUAAAGACCCACGCUUGUUUAUUCUUUAAUAAGCUUUGGAGACUUCUUGAGAGGUUCAACUGCUCUGUUCCUGCUGGCAAUAUCAACAGUCAAUGCAUAUGUGAAAAAUUACAACUUCUUUAAGUUUCCUUGUUAGCAACUGCUUGUCUUUUGAUUCACUUAAAACAUUUUCAGAACUUCGAAACAAAAUUUUACUUUUACGACUCUUAUCUGAUAGCUAAUCCUUUAACUUAUCUAAGGAAUUGUCCUAGAACUUAUUUAAGUCACCUAUGUAUGGUUUUCAUUAGACUUAGCCUCAUCAAUCGCCGAAUUCUUCUUUUCACACUCUUUCUUGCUAAAAUGAGAGCUGCACUGACAACAGCCAUCUGCUUUCUAUAACUCAAAAUCAAUC
Pocillopora verrucosa is the source of this 3413-nucleotide messenger RNA. Its product is annotated as probable ATP-dependent RNA helicase DDX59. NCBI's taxonomy places the organism in Eukaryota, Metazoa, Cnidaria, Anthozoa, Scleractinia, Pocilloporidae. Gene Ontology annotation, cellular component: cytosol. The record is from RefSeq and is a predicted model, not a curated record. Gene Ontology annotation, biological process: ribosomal large subunit assembly. Gene Ontology annotation, molecular function: ATP binding; nucleic acid binding; RNA helicase activity.